AUUCUCAAAACUUGGGUUGAGAAUUUUUUCAAAAUUAUUUUCUCGCGAGAAUGUUUUCGCGGAUUUUUCUCAUUGUUGGAAGAGGCCUCGAGGAGCUCUUUUAAACAGAAAGGCAAUUUGAUACAAAGAAGAGGGGAUGGGAGGAAUGUAAGGAAGAAAAAUUAUAAUGUAAAAUCCAGAAGCAAGGAGAAGUUAGACAGCUUAAAGAGACCGAAGACAGGAGGUGGACCUCCCCUACCACCCCUUACAGAAGGUGAAGAGACCUUUCUAAGAUUGUCAGCAUCUGAACCAAACAUACAUGGUUUGGAGGGAGGAAUCGACACAGAUGCAAUUUCUCCAGUAUCAACUGUCGAGAAUAUUUCAUCCAAUAUACAUGUACCCGAGAGUACCCAGCAGAUUAAUGCAGGAAAAUCAGUUCAGGAAG
Messenger RNA from Saccostrea cuccullata (small rock oyster), 424 nucleotides. RefSeq lists its product as uncharacterized. The transcript is spliced from 4 exons. The annotation marks the transcript as partial. The record is from RefSeq and is a predicted model, not a curated record. NCBI's taxonomy places the organism in Eukaryota, Metazoa, Mollusca, Bivalvia, Ostreida, Ostreidae.